Drosophila arizonae is the source of this 1285-nucleotide messenger RNA. RefSeq names its product Decapping enzyme, scavenger (gene Dcps). The record is from RefSeq and is a predicted model, not a curated record. Gene Ontology annotation, cellular component: nucleus; P-body. Gene Ontology annotation, biological process: deadenylation-dependent decapping of nuclear-transcribed mRNA. Gene Ontology annotation, molecular function: RNA 7-methylguanosine cap binding; hydrolase activity. NCBI's taxonomy places the organism in Eukaryota, Metazoa, Arthropoda, Insecta, Diptera, Drosophilidae.
GUUUGCCAACACUAAAUAACUAAAUUGCCGCCGAAACAAGACAACCCGAAGAAAAUAAACAUAAAAUAAUGCCCGAACAAGUAGAAUCAAGUCCAAAACUGAAUGUAAGCAGUGAGAUUAAGUCGCCAACUUAUGAUUUAACUAAGUUCCACCUCAAACGCAUACUCAGCAACAAUAGCAAAUGCAAGAGUAUAACAUUACUUGGCACUUUCCCGGACAUAUCAGAAACUGACGCUGCAAUUGUUGUUUUCGAAAAAAAUGCUUAUCGUGAGAGCGACGUGGCAACUGAAGUGCCGGCAGAUCAGGAGGCCGACUCGAGUCCCAAGCCGAGCUAUUUUAGCACGGAUCUGCAAGUCCGCACCGAUUUUAUAAAUAAUAUUUACGCAAGUUUUCAGUGUGUGCCCACCCAGGAGCUGUGUACCGUCAAGGGUACAGUGAUUUAUCCAGCCACUGAGAAACAUAUUGAAAAAUAUUCCAUAUGCCAGAAGUAUAUAAUAAAUGAAACCCCAGAUCUCUACGAAUCCAUUACGUUGCCGUACAUCACCUCAAGCCAAUUCUCGUUGGACUGGGUGUACAAUAUUCUGGAGCACAAACAGGAAACUGAGCGUAUUGUAUUCGAGGAUACGCAUCCAGAGAAUGGCUUUGUCCUUCUUCCUGAUCUCAAAUGGGAUGGACGCAACGUGGAGACCUUAUAUUUGCUGGGAAUAGUACGCAAGCGUGAUAUUAAAUCGUUGCGUGAUCUCAAUGCGAGCCACUUGCCCUUGUUGCGCAAUUUACGAGAGUCGGCCAAGCAGGCGAUACUUGAACGUUAUGGCCUGAAUCCCAACCAGCUGCGAAUGUACUUCCAUUAUCAACCGUCAUUCUACCAUCUGCAUGUACAUAUCAAUCCGAUUAGAAACGAUGCACCAGGCAUCUGGUGCGAGAAGUCGCACAUGCUGGACACUGUCAUCAACAAUUUGGAACUGAUGCCUGAUUACUAUCAGCGAGCCAGCCUGCCCUUUGUCUUAUACGAGGGCAACAAGUUGUUGGAAUUAUAUGACAAACAGUUGGAGGUCCGCCAAGUCGUAGCGCAGGAGCUGAGCGAAGCUGACGAAGCGCCCGAAGCUUUUACAGACGAUGAGCCCGAAGAGGGACGGGAAUGCAAGCGCAUCAAGCUGAGCACUCCACAGAAGGAGUCCAAUGAAGCGGAACUUCUCGAAAUGCCGUGUGCCUAAAAUUGGAUCUAUUGAUUAUCAACCUGGUUUGAUAAAACAGUAAAAAUAAACGUACAAAAGCACUCAAUCAA